Molecule: messenger RNA, 3531 nt
Organism: Periophthalmus magnuspinnatus
Lineage: Eukaryota; Metazoa; Chordata; Actinopteri; Gobiiformes; Gobiidae
Gene: st8sia6
Product: ST8 alpha-N-acetyl-neuraminide alpha-2,8-sialyltransferase 6
Exons: 8
Coding region: 19-1137 (372 amino acids)
Biological process (GO): oligosaccharide metabolic process; N-glycan processing
Molecular function (GO): alpha-N-acetylneuraminate alpha-2,8-sialyltransferase activity
Source: RefSeq, a predicted model, not a curated record
AGGAGGUGAGGAGCGGGUAUGGUGGGACAGCUCAGAUCUAUGUUCUCGUUGAUACUGACGCUCUUCCUCCUCCUGAGCCUGCUCACAACGCUCAUCUGGUACACGUACAACGACAGUAAAAUUGAGCCGAGGAGCCAGUCUUCACAGAAGCAGCUCGUGUCGGACUCUGACGGCUGUGGUGGAUGCAGUGAGAUUAUUGCCAAAGUGGUGAAAGAUUAUUCUCCCACGUGGAAAAAACAAGACGACAACUUCAACAGAUUCAGGUCCCAGCUGACUUCCAGGUGUGAUGGUUUUCAUAAGGCCAUAAUCUCACAGACCAACACUCCACUGGGAACCAGACUUAUCUACGAUGGAGAGAAGAAGAAAAGUAUUCAGAUCAACAAGGACCUCUUCAACACGUUCCUAAAGGGCAACCCCUUUUCCAAUAAAAGUCUGGACACAUGUGCUGUUGUUGGGAAUGGAGGGAUUCUGGCCAAUAGCAGCUGUGGGGAGGCCAUAGACUCCGCCCAGUUUGUGAUCAGAUGUAACCUCCCUCCUUUAGAAAACGACUACAGGAAACAUGUAGGGAACAGAACAGACAUCGUGACUGCAAACCCCAGCAUCUUUAUGGAAAAAUAUGGGGGACUAAUGGGUCGCCGGCGCCCGUUUGUGGAGAGUCUAAAUGUCUAUGGAAACUCCAUGCUGCUGAUUCCCGCCUUCUCCUACGGCCACAAUACGCCCUUGUCUAUGCGGGCCUUUUACUCCAUCGAGGAUUUCAGGAGCCCCAUCCGCCCCAUUUUCUUCAACCCCGAGUACCUCCAAAAACUGGCGAUGUUCUGGCGGUCGCAGGGCCUCCGAGCGGUUCGCCUUAGCACAGGGCUAAUCAUGGCUAGCUUAGCGCUGGAAGUCUGUAACAACGUGCAUCUGUUUGGAUUUUGGCCCUUUAGUAAUCACCCGUAUGGGCUUGCUCCGCUCAUGAAUCACUACUACGACGACAGACAAACGAAGAAGAAGUUCCAUGCCAUGCCGGCCGAGUUUGAGCUCCUGCUGAAGCUGCACAAUCAGGGAGUGGUCCAUCUUCACCUAGGCCAGUGCCCGCCUCCAAAACGACCAUUAAAACCCUUUAAUGCCAUUAACCCUUUAACACCUACAGAUUAAAUAUAAACUGUAAAGACCAGAGCGUCUCAGAUGAGAUCAUUGUACGUGCAGUGAUGGAGAUUGAAGACUGGUCCAAUCAGGUCCAAUCAGAGAAGAGACUCCAGUGGUGGAACUUAACGAAGUAAAAGUAGUAAAGUACUGUAGUUAAGCAUAAGUUUUAGGUAUCUGUCCUUUACUUAAGUACAUUUUACACUGUGUACAUUUAUGAGCAGUAUCUGUACUUUCUACUCCACUACAUUUUCGAACUGACCUGAAAAGUAAAAGUAUUUUUAUUAUUGUGUGAGACCUGCUGAAAAGGCUCAGGGUUUAUUUUAACAUGUUCAAAAUUUGAACAAACAAAAAUAUACAAAUAAAAACAGGAAAAAAAACCUUAUUGAUUCAGUUCAAAGCUUUAUCAAAAUCACCACAUUUGAAGCUUUAUAAGACUCAAAAUCUGUGAGAAAUACUUUUACUUUUUACUCUUUAAGUACAUUUUAAAUGGGUACUUACUUACUUUUACUUAAGUAGAUAUUUUUAUUUGAGUAUUUAUUUUUUGCUCCAGUAUCUGUACUUUUACUUAAGUAACAAAACUGGGUACUUCUUCCACCACUGCUGUAUUCUGAAUACUUAGAACUUUUAAAUCAACUUUACCAUAUGAGUAACUGUACAUGAAUAUAGUUAUUCAAAAUGAGUAUUCAGAAUGUGUAUUCUCAGUAUAUGUGUUCUGUUAUUUCCAUCACUGUUUAUGCACAAUGACGUUCAGAAUAUCUCUCUGGUCUGGUCACACUCCCCUCAGUUAUGAUUUCAGUCUUGAAAAAUGAAGGUUUUCCAUAAUUUUGAAAAUACUCUGGACUGGUCUGAACUGGAUCCCAACAAUGUACAAGGUCAACAACCGAACUGACCAGGUCGUAUAGAGGCUAUAGUCCUGAGUCUACAGCACAUUUACAGAACAGUAGCUGCUCAAAUACAUACACACAGGCAGAACACACAUGGUAAAAAACAUUCAGUACAUAUAUAAAAAUCAUAUAACAAAAUACUACAAAUGAACAGCUAAAGGUGUAAUAAAGCCAAAACAAAUAGAUGUGUCUUAAGAGCAGAUUUAAAAGACUGUAAAGGGUGCAAGAGAGGGAGCAGCUCUUAAUUAAAGCUGGUUUUCUAACCUCUCUGAUCUGCUUUCUUGACCUCACUGAUCUGCUUUUUCGACCUCUUUGAUCUGUUUUUCUGACCUCUCUGAUCUGUUUUUCUGACCUCUCUGAUAACAUUUUCUGACCUCUCUGAUCUGGUUUUCUGACCCCUCUCAUCUCAGUCCUUUUAGGUUUUAGCUCAGAGCUGAAACAUGCCUCUGUUCUUAUGUUAAUGUUCAAGCAGAUGCCGACACUUCCUCUCCCAGGCUCUCCUGGGCCCUUCCAGUCUCUCUUGGGCACUUCCGGGCCCUCCCGGGCUCUCCUGGGCCCUCUCAGGCUUUCCCAGGCUUUCCCAGGCUUUCCCAGGCUCUCUUAGGCUGUCUCAGACCUUCCCAGGCCAGCUGAGUCCCUGUACUCUGAGCUCAUCCCUCUUUCUAACGGGGGAGGGCCCCCUGCCCUCCAGAGGAAAAGCAUUUUGACAUAGUCGCUUAUCCCGCUGAAGCAUAUGCCGUAAACAGGUUAAAGUCUCUGUUUAUAAUAUUGUGCCCAUCUGUUGCCAAUGGUGACUUGUGUUUGUUUGCUUUUCUUCAUUGUUUGCCUUCAGCUGUUCUUUCUCAUGUCUCCUGGCUCCAUGGCUCCUUCUGUCCGGCCUGCAGCCUUCUUUGGCUUUAUUGUUUGGGUGAUAAAAUGCCACAUAGCAACCAUUAUGCUUGUUAUUGUUCAAUGUUUGGAUCAUCUCUAAGACAACCCUGUCCCCCUUAUAAGGCUGUUAGGUGUGAUGUCACUUCCGGGUCCAAGGUGCAUCAGCUGACUGAAAACAAUAGACCUGUUUAAAUCUCCUCUUUUGAAAAAGGGAUUGCAGUCGUUUAGGCUAAGCUAGCGUUAGCAGUGACUGUAACACCUCAGUUGUUGAAAAUUCUAUUAUCUGGACAAAACCUUUUAGAGUGUGUUCAUCCAGUCCUGGUCAGAGAGGUAUAAGGCAGUGUCCACCUGCAAUCUGACCAAAACGGAUCAGGUGUGGACAUGCCCACACAUGCAAACUCCAGUCUACAAAUGAAGGCCCCGUCUGGUACAAGACUCAAAGUUCUUAAUGUUUAUAUCAUAUUUAUUAUUAUGAAUGUUAAUAUUUAGUGGGACAACGUUCAAAAUGACUUUGCAGCGGCUCACGUUGUGAUACACUCCUCCUUUCAGUGUAUUUUAGUUUGAAAAAGUGAAAUACCUCUAAUGUCUUAGCUCCGCCCACUCUGAAUGUAACAGGAGAGAAAUGGACUCUGGGUAAAUAAAUGUUCUC